Messenger RNA from Salarias fasciatus (jewelled blenny), 809 nucleotides. RefSeq names its product family with sequence similarity 180 member A (gene fam180a). Bases 149 to 652 code for a protein of 167 amino acids. NCBI's taxonomy places the organism in Eukaryota, Metazoa, Chordata, Actinopteri, Blenniiformes, Blenniidae. The transcript is spliced from 4 exons. The record is from RefSeq and is a predicted model, not a curated record.
AGGGCUCUCACCCACGUUAGCGAUGCUCAUUUCUGACUGUGAUUGCAUCCCUUGAGGCACUUGUCGGGAGGAGAGUGUGUGUGUGUGUGUUGAUUCGUGUGAAGGACAUGAGUGUGUGUGUGUGAGUGUGUGCGGGGGGAUCGACACCAUGCAGUGGCGGGCUCUCCUGGUCUUUGCGUACCUGUCUGCGAGCAUCCAUGAGGCAGGAAGUCAGCACUACGGGAAAGCGCUGUUUCCGUCUGCAUCCAGGAUAAAGCGUGGGACGCCGGCGCUGAUGAACCCCACAUUCCAGCACUCGGUGGACGACGCCAAUCUGCUCUUCGAGAUCCUUCUGGCCGGGAUGGAGAUCCGAGGUGGCGGCCGCUCGCUGCUCAUCCCGGACGAGGAGCUGGCCUCCCUGAGCUGCGUGGAGAAGCUGGAGGUCCUCUGCGAGGACGUCCUGCCCAAGACGCUCCCCGACGUCCGCCGGCUGGCGGCGGAGCUGGAGCGGCGCCGGACGCCUCUGAGCCGGGCGGACUUCGAGAGGACGGUGCUGACUCUGGUCUUCAGCGCCCAGACGGCGGCUCAGGUCGCCGACCGGCACCAGAGGGAGAUGUGGACCGACGCGGCGCUCCGGCUGUUCAGAGCCGUUCGAAAAGACCUCGAACUCUAAGAUAAACGGUCGAGAUUCCUCAUGUCGUGCGGAGCUCCGGCUACACUCGCUGACUGAUGAGGAAGCAAAAAAGAUCUCUGCGGCGAGGAGUUUCCUUCCAGGACAGACAGAUCAGCAUUUAUCCCCUCGAAUGUUCCAACGAUGACGGUGAUGAUGA